GUGGCUGUUCUGAGCUCGGGACGCGGCGCGGGAAGCGUGGGAAAUUUCUCCGCCCGGUUCCCAGCGCCGAUCUGCGCCCGAUCCCGCGCCGGCUUCCGCCUCCGGAGCCCCCUCGGCCCGGGCGGCCUCCUCCUCCUCCUCCUCCUCGGGCUCUCCGCCUCCUCCGCCUCCUCUUGCGCGCUGAGCUCAGACGCUGCCGGGCCGCGGCGAGCUGUCAGCGAUCGGGGCGGAGCGCGCCUCUCGGGCAGGGGAAGGAAGGCAGGCAGGCAGGGGCCGAGCCGCAGCCGGUGCUGGCGAGAAGAAUGGCGGCCGGCGGCGGAGCUCGGGCACCAGCGGAGGCGGCGGCGGCGGCGGCGGCCCCGGCAGCAGCAGCAGCAGGUCUGAUCCCAGUCCUCACGCGUCCUGAUCUGAGCCCCCCAGGCCAAAAACUCUAACGCUGUUGCCACUCAACGCUCUAAAGAUGAACAAGGAAGCCACAGAGGUCUCUGAGAACAACCACCACCUGAAGGUUUUCCUGCCCAAGAAGCUGGUGGAAUGCGUUCCCAAGUGCCCCGCCUUGCCGAAGGAACGACUGCGCUGGAACACCAACGAGGAGAUCGCUUCCUACUUGAUCACCUUUGAGAAACAUGAGGAGUGGCUCUCGUGUUCCCCCAAGACCAGACCCCAGAACGGCUCCAUCAUCCUGUACAACCGCAAGAAGGUGAAGUACCGGAAGGACGGCUAUUGCUGGAAGAAGCGGAAAGACGGCAAGACGACCCGCGAGGACCACAUGAAGCUGAAAGUGAAAGGCGUGGAGUGUCUCUACGGCUGCUACGUCCACUCGUCCAUCGUCCCUACAUUCCACCGGCGCUGCUAUUGGCUGCUGCAGAAUCCGGAUAUUGUGCUGGUUCAUUACCUGAACGUUCCGGCCAUUGAGGAUUGCGGGAAGAUCUGUGGGCCUGUCCUGUGCUCUAUCAACAGCGACCGCAAGGAGUGGCUGAAGUGGUCGAAGGAAGAGCUGGUUGGCCAGUUGAAGCCAAUGUUUCACGGGAUAAAGUGGACUUGCAGCAACGGAAAUGGCACGGCCGAGUUCUCGAUCGAGCAGCUGGUGCAGCAGAUCCUGGAGAGCCACCAGGCCAAGCCCCCUCCCCGGACUCACGCCUGCCUCUGCAGCAGCGGCCUCGGGAGCCCCGGCCACGUCCCGCACCGAUGCAGCAGCACCAAGCACCGGAUCAUCUCCCCGAAGGUGGAGGUCCGCCCGUCCCCCUACCCUGCCCUGACCGAGGUCCAGAACAUUGCUGGCGGCCCCGAGGUGAAGGCUGAGACGGAGGCGGCCAAGUCGUCCGGACCUGAUGGCAAGGAAGCCAAGCUGGCCAAGGCGGCCGCCUCCCCAGGGAUGGCCGAGGCCUCCCCAGACUCCACGCAGCCCCCGCCUGGCUUCCCCAAGCAGGAGCUGCCCGCCGUCACCCUCUCCGUUGGCCUCCCUGGCAGCACCAUCCUGGUCAUGACCGGGUUGAGCAGGGCUGAGAAGCCGCUGGCGCUGACUCCCAGCCAGCACCUGGUGUCCGGGGAGCCGGCUGCUGGUGCCCCCGCGCCCCCACUCGGCUUGGCCCUCUUGCCCGGCCCGGGACUGGUCCUCUCGCAGAACCUGGAGUCUACCAUGGAGACGAGCGAGGCAGGUCCGGCGGCCUUUGACCCCGACUGCUUCCUGAACAGCCCCAAGCAAGGCCAGACCUACGGCGGUGGGGCGGGCCUGCAGACCAAGCCCGAGCCCCAGGAGGCCCCCGCGGGACCCCCGGCAACCUACCCUCUGUACGUGCCCACCAACCGCUUCUUCAUCCAGGACGACGGGGCCGGGCAGGCGCCCAUGCCCACCUCGCCAGCCGCUGCCGCCUCCUCCUCUGCGGCUGCCGCCGCCACCGAGUCGCCGUUGCCGCCGGAGGUCAAAAGCAGCCCGGAGGUCACCCCCAUGGAGACAGCGGCGGCCGAGGGCGAAGGGGGCAGCCAGGAGGAGGGCAACCCUGGGGAAGCCGGGCGUCCGGAGACGGAGAUGGCCGCCACGGAACUGCAGGAGGAGCUGUACUCCAUGAUCCAGACCGCCGCGGCUGCCACGGGGGGCUCCUUCAGCCUCUCCUUCGACAGCCACUUCCCAGACCUCAUCCAGGAGCUCAUGACUGAGGAGGGGGCGCCCGGCAGCGUGCAGAGCGCAGAGGAGGACCCCGGCGGCAGAUCCGGGAGCCCCAGGCCCGCCCUGGCGGAGGCCUGCUUCGCAGCAGACGGAGGUCCUGUGGGGUCGCCGCAGCCGCUGGUGUCGAUUAUCGACUUCUCCCCAGAGUGGUCCUACCCAGAGGGUGGGGUCAAGGUGCUCAUCACUGGCCCCUGGAUAGAUGAGACCAAGCCAUACAGCUGCCACUUUGAUCAGAUCACUGUCCCUGCCUCCCUCAUCCAGUCCGGGGUGCUGCGGUGCUAUUGCCCAGCCCACGAGGCCGGUCUGGUGCCCUUGCAAGUGGCCCACGAUUCCCGCCUGGUCUCCAUGUCGGUCCUUUUUGAGUAUCGCGCCCGGAACUUCAUGGCCUUGCGCAGCAUGGAUUGGCUGUCUCUGGAUGAUAACCAGUUCAGAAUGUCCAUCCUGGAGCGUCUGGAACAGAUGGAGAAGCGGAUGGCUGAGAUGAUGGCGGCGGCGGCAGCCUCUUCUUCCUCCUCUUCGUCCUCCUCCUCCUCUGCAGCCCCCGCCCAGACCCAGCAGCGAGGGGAGAAGCCCCCCAGCCAGGCUGCCUUGGACUCCUUCGAAGACCGGAUCGUGGCCCUUUGCGAGAAGAUGAUGUCUCAGUCCUGCUGGCUGCGCUCGGAGACCCUCGUCCACCACGUCAGCUUCCGGGGGAUGACCCUCCUCCACUUGGCUGCCGCCCAAGGGUACACCCGCCUCAUCGAGACCCUCAUCAAGUGGCGGAACCUCAACGCCCAGAGCCUUGACCUGGAGCAGGAAGUGGACCCCCUCAACGUGGACCAUUUCUCCUGCACCCCCCUGAUGUGGGCCUGCGCCCUGGGCCACCUAGAAGCCGCCCAGCUCCUCUACCGGUGGAACAGCCAUGCCCUCGCCAUCCCUGACUCCUUAGGCCGCCUCCCGCUCACCGUGGCUCGCUCCCGGGGCCACGUCAAGCUGGCCACGUGCUUGGAAGAAUUGCAGCGCCAGGAGGAGCGCCUGGAACCACAGCCGGCCACGGAGCCGCUCCUGGACGUCUCCGGGGGUCCCGCGAAGGCCGGCAGUUGCCCACGCAGGCUGGCAGAAGCCCUGCACAUCCCCUCCCCACUCUCGGCCAGUCCAGACACAGGGCUGAGCACCGCCAGCGGGGUCUCGUCCCCCUCCGAACUCUCCGAGGGCUCCGUCUCCAUCACCUCGGCCUACUCCAGCGGAUCGGCGCUGCGGGAAUCCCCCGCUUACAGCCCCGAAGCCGAGGGCGCCAUGGACGUCUGCCAGGCCCCCGUCCCCGAAAGCAUCGCCGGCUGGUACCUGCGGGAGAGCCCCAGCCCGGCCCACGCCCUGCCCCACGCCGCCCCCUUCUUCAUGGACUACGACGAGGUGGGGGCCCACGCAGGAGCCCCCGAACCAGACCUGGAGCCGGAGCUGCUGGGAUACGGCGAGAACGCCGAGAACGAGGAGUACCUGCCGGCCACGGACGUCCUGCAGGUGGACAUGAUCACUUUGGCCAAGCAGAUCAUCGAGGCGACGCCCGAGCGCAUCAAGCAGGAGGACUUCAGCUCCUCCGAGGCGCCCCUCCGAGAGCACCCGGGGAACCUGGGGCUGAACGAGACCAUGGGCUGGCUCGCCAGCUACCUGGAGAACGUGGACCAGCUGCCCAACUUCUCCCAGCGAAGGUCCUUGGCGUCCUCCCCCUCCGGCCACUCCUGCUUGAGCCCCCUGCCCUCCCCGCUGGGGGAGCUGUCCUUUGACCGCCUGCCCCCGCCCCCCACAGCGGCCAGCUGGGCCGAGUUCCUCAACGCCUCUGCCAACGGAAAGAUGGAGAGCGACUUCGCCUUGCUGACCUUGUCGGACCACGAGCAGCGGGAGCUCUACGAGGCGGCCAAAAUCAUCCAGACCGCCUUCCGCAAGUACAAGGGUCGCCGGCUGAAGGAGCAGCAGGAGAUGGCAGCCGCCGUCAUCCAGCGGUGCUACCGGAAGUACAAGCAGCUAACCUGGAUUGCCCUGAAGUACGCCCUGUAUAAGAAGAUGACCCAAGCGGCCAUCUUGAUCCAGAGCAAGUUCCGCAGCUACUACGAGCAGAAGAAGUUCCAGCAGAGCCGCCGCGCCGCGGUCCUGAUCCAGCAGUACUACCGCAGCUACAAGGAGUACGAGAAGCUGAAGCAGGGGAGGCGGGCCUCUGCCGCCAUGCAGCAGAAGAUCAAGUGGGUGCCCGGACGCCUGGGUCCCCCAGAAAGAGGAACGUUCCUAACCAAGAAGCAAGACCAGGCAGCUCGGAAGAUCAUGAGGUUCCUGCGGCGUUGCCGACACAGGAUGAAGGAGCUCAAGCAGCGAGAGGAGCUGGAGGGGCCCUCACAGAAGCGGGGCCUGGCCACUUAGCCCCCCACCCGCCCUGAGCCCCACGGCCGGAGAAGGAGAGUCUUAAGCCCAGGCGAAGAAGCAGCUGGGGCAGGACUGUGCAAUAGAGACUGGCUGGGUGGGGGGGACAAACUCCUUCUCCCUCCCUCCUCCCUCCCCCCCCCCAGGUUGGUGGGUGCAGAGGGCGCCCUGCAGUGCCUCCCCCCCCACCCCACGCUUCGCCUUACAUCGGUGCCAAGUCUUCCCUCCCCCCUUUUACCCCCAUGUGUGGGGCAGGGGCAGAGUAGCCGAGGUUUGGUUUGGGGGGGCAGGCAGCUGCCCCCUCCUCCUCCAAGCCCCGAAUGCGCAGGCCUUGCUGCAUAGGAA
Messenger RNA from Podarcis raffonei (Aeolian wall lizard), 4903 nucleotides. It is a transcript of the gene CAMTA2, whose product is annotated as calmodulin binding transcription activator 2. The transcript is spliced from 23 exons. NCBI's taxonomy places the organism in Eukaryota, Metazoa, Chordata, Lepidosauria, Squamata, Lacertidae. The record is from RefSeq and is a predicted model, not a curated record. The coding region runs from base 461 to 4558 and encodes 1365 amino acids. Gene Ontology annotation, biological process: regulation of transcription by RNA polymerase II. Gene Ontology annotation, molecular function: double-stranded DNA binding; protein binding; transcription coregulator activity. Gene Ontology annotation, cellular component: nucleus.